CCCCUCUCGGUCAAACGUCCCUACCUGUCGAAAGUAUGGUUUGGGAUGGAUUCGCCCAUCCCAUAGGGAUAGACGUUGCGAUUGAGACGCUAGUCCAUUACAUUACUUUGCAUCGCAGUUGUAGGGAAUCAAGACAAUUAUUCUAAUAAUUGUUAAAGAUGUCGGAUGACGAAGAAUUAUCUGAUGAAAGGUACGACAGUGAGGUUGAGGAUGAUGAAAAGGUCUUUGAAAGUGAUGCUGGAAAGAGAGCAUAUCAUAACUUACUUGAGAGGAAAAGAAGAGAUAAUAUCAAAGAUAGUUUUUGUCAGCUGAGAGAUGUUUUACCAUCUUUCAGUAAGAAAAAAAAAGUACGGGCUUCUAGAGUCCAAAUUUUGAAGAAAUCAUGUGAUUUCAUCAAACAGCAACCAGAGCUUCAAAAACUGAAAGAGGAAACAGCAAGUUUAGAAGAAGAAAACAGACUUCUGGAGAAAUCAAUUGCCAGUUUAGACGAGGCAAUUGCAAAUAAUGAUUUAGAAACUAUAGCAAGAUUUGAGCGCACAAACCUGCCUUUAAAACGUAGAUAUUACAUGCUAGAAAGUGAAGAUACAGGUUCAGAUGACCAUGAAACUUCCGAUGAAGAUGGUGGUUCUUCUCCUCCUGAGCCUUCUCCUGUUCCUGCCCCUCAGCGUAAAAGGGUUAGAAAGAGUUAGAAAUGUAUCGCUGUCAACAUAUUGUUAAAAAUUGUUGCAUUAUAAGGACAUAUUUAUACUAUAUGUAUAGAUAGAUACCUUUCAUUGUAUAUUUUUCCCCCAUCAUAAUAAAAUCAUGCUUUUUAAUAUUUU
Argiope bruennichi is the source of this 821-nucleotide messenger RNA. Its product is annotated as protein max-like. Gene Ontology annotation, biological process: positive regulation of transcription by RNA polymerase II. Lineage: Eukaryota; Metazoa; Arthropoda; Arachnida; Araneae; Araneidae. Gene Ontology annotation, molecular function: protein dimerization activity; DNA-binding transcription factor activity. Bases 159 to 689 code for a protein of 176 amino acids. The transcript has 5 exons. Gene Ontology annotation, cellular component: RNA polymerase II transcription regulator complex. The record is from RefSeq and is a predicted model, not a curated record.